Molecule: messenger RNA, 1461 nt
Organism: Phytophthora sojae
Lineage: Eukaryota; Oomycota; Peronosporomycetes; Peronosporales; Peronosporaceae
Exons: 1
Coding region: 1-1461 (486 amino acids)
Molecular function (GO): protein binding
Source: RefSeq, a predicted model, not a curated record
AUGACAACAGGUUUCUCUAGUAGCGCUGAUGGUGGUUCGGUGUCUUUUUCGUCUAUCACAGUUGAUAAUCCGGAGACACUGAACAAUUGCGAUACCACCACAUCCAACCCGGAGGACAAGAGCCAAACGCUUCGUGGCAAUGAUCGCGACGAUGCACAACCUGAAUUGGAAACAUCUAGCGAUGCCGCUGACACGAAUCCAGCCAUGGACCAAAAUUCCACGCCGUUCGUCCCGGACCACCACCACCGCGCAGCUCGCAAGAUCCAAGCUCAGUAUCGAUGCUUUGUUCGACGUCGGAUCAUUCUCGACCAACUGCGCUUCAUCGUGGCGAAGCAGCGGCGUGAGGUGCGAAGGAAGUCACGGAUAAAGACGAAAAAGGCCAAGGAGGUCGUUGUGGACACAACUGCAUCGGUGCCAAUUAGCGAGCAUGAGAACGAGGCGGGGGCUGCACCGGAUGUGGACCGUGUUGCCGAUGCACCAGCGGUGAUACCGGUAGACACCGAGAUUUCUUCAGCAGCGCCAUCGAACGAGGUGGUUGAAACUUUGCAAGCGAAGAUAAAGCUUGCUGCUCGAAACGACUCGACCGAGUUCGUGUUUGACAUUUUCGAUGGUUCAAACCAAGCGAAUGGAGAAGGGGUGCAAGAAGAAGUUGCUGGAAACGUGGCUGAGACCUCGGACAAGGUGUCCGUGAUGCAGCCGUCCAAUGUUAUCGAUGAGACUGCGACUAGCUCGGAAAAUCUAGUCGACCAGCAGAGACUCAAUGUUCAAUCUGAAAAGGAUGUGGACGAGGUAAACAUUGCCAACACUGCUAUCAGCUGCGAGCCCCUUCAACGUGAGGAAUGGGGCUCUGAUACUCAGCAGCUGGCUGGCGUUGGUCCGAUGCCUGCUAUGUUGCUCGCGGAACUUGCAUUCUCGGACGAUGUCGAACUCAAGGAGCAACCGAAUUGGGAGCGCUAUGUGGACAGUGCGUCCAACAAGUCCUUCUACUACAACCCCGCCACGAACGAGACGCAGUGGACCAACCCUGCGGUAAACUCGAUUGGUACCCCCACAACGUCACACGCGACUGAUGUCAAGGUUAUCACAGAGUCCAAGACUGCAUCGGACUCGGGCUUGUGGCAGGAGUUUUUGGACGAGACCACCGACCAGCUGUACUACUACAACACCCAGACCGGCGAGUGUUCGUGGGAGGCGCCCGCCGCCGGCAGUGAUGCUGCGGAAGUCGUGGUGUCGCCCCAAUCCGGUGCAACAGCUGAGACGGCAGCACUUGGCGCCAGUCCUUGGAUCAUGUACAUUGACCCGGCGAGCCAAGCGCCGUACUACGUGAACGUGGAGACUCUGGCCACGACGUGGGAGAAGCCCGAGGACUUUGUCGUGCCGGCACCCGGCUCCACAGUAGUGACCGCCGACGCUGCUUCAAGCGUCGCUGAAGAUGUGUACGUCAUUGCAGUGGACGACUAG